AACCAAAGAGCGGACAGGCAAUGAGAAAGCAGACGCUACAUUCUCAAUAUUUUAAGCAUGCACUUGAUAAUUUACUUGGUUGUUUUUGCAAUAUUCCACUCAACAUGUAGCACCUAGUUGUGGUACAUUCUCAAACAAAUUUGGAUCAUAUUCAUCACAAAUCUCUUUUUUUCAUCUUGCAUCUUCCCUACAACUCUACACAUUAAAGUGAACUUGAUUAACCUAUAAUCAAAGAGGCAUCGUUUUUUUAGGUAGUAUAGUAUUGAAAACUUAAGAGACGACUCGUAGCAAGUUGUGUUGUGAUGUUGCGUGCAACAGGAACAAAUCUCCAUGAGAAUGAAGUGGCUCCUAACCCAGUCGAAUUACAAAUUAGCAUCUCCAAAGUCUAAACUAAUGGUUGCAGUCACUUUUGGUGGUUUGCAAUUGGGAGCUAUCAGAAGCUCGGAAAAAGGAUGCUUUGGAUCAAGCUAGGGUUCGUUGGGAGGAACCUCCUGCCAAGUUACUUGCUGAACAAAGAGGCUUAUAUUCUAGCAUUGAAGCAGACUUCCAAGUAUCUCUUGGAAGAGAAGAAUUAUAGUCAGUUGGAGGCAUUACAUGCUGAAAUUGAGUCACAGAUGCGUUCUGGUACAGCCAAGGUUGUUGCGUAUUGGGAGGCUGUUCUUAGACGCCUCCAUGUAUUGAAGGCCAAGGCCUGUUUGAAAGAAAUCCAUGCUAAAAUGUUGCACAAGCGUCUGCAACACCUUGAGGGGCGAGAGGAUGGUGAAGAGAAAUUGGAUAUGCCCGAUGAUUUACAACCUGAAGAGGAGAGUGAGCCUGAUGCUAAUGGUGCUGAAACAUAUACAUCAGAACCCGUAGAGGAGAUCCACAUGGCUGAAGAGGCCGGUUCAUUUUCACAAGAACUAUUACAUGGAGAUGAAAAUGAGGACGUGAAUGACCCUGAAGAGAAUACGGCUAUACUGGAACACAAGCGUACAGCUUUAUUAGAACAACAACAACCACGAAUUCAAGAAGCUAUGGCAUCAAAGCCAGCUCCACCACCAGAAGAUUAGUUUGAGAUGAAGGUUGCCAUGAGGGCUAUACUGGAACACAAGCGUAUGGCUGUAUCAGAAGAACAACAAACACGAAUUUAAGAAGCUAUGGCAUCAAAGCCAGCUCCACCACCAGAAGAUAAGUUUGAGAUGAAGGCUGCCAUGAAAGCCAUGGGUGCCAUCCAAGGAGAAGAGCAAUAAGUAUUACUGCAGCUUAUCAUGUAUAGAUUUUUUGCAUGAGAAACUCGGCGGAUGAGACAUUACUUCAAAAAUCCCUCUUCUUUUUGCAACAAUAGCCACCCAAUUUCAGCCAUCAAAGCCUAAUUCAUGGAGGCAGUCAUCUUGAACUCAAAUCCAAUAUUUCUAAUAGAUUUGUACUUUUGAACCACAUGUACGAACCAACCAAGUUACUGUACGUCUAUAUUUACUAAGCAACCAAGUUCCCAGUCACUCUACUGUUCAACUUUCACUUUAUGCAUAUCAUUUUGAACACAA
This is a messenger RNA of Rosa chinensis, 1523 nucleotides long. RefSeq names its product cactin. NCBI's taxonomy places the organism in Eukaryota, Viridiplantae, Streptophyta, Magnoliopsida, Rosales, Rosaceae. Gene Ontology annotation, biological process: mRNA cis splicing, via spliceosome. Bases 453 to 1049 code for a protein of 198 amino acids. Gene Ontology annotation, cellular component: spliceosomal complex; cytoplasm. The transcript has 6 exons. The record is from RefSeq and is a predicted model, not a curated record.